AUGUCCGCCCCCCUGGCACCUGGCACCUUCUUGGACAACUUCAAGUGCUCCGGAGUGGCCUUUGAUAUAUGCUUCGGAUCGCUGUCGUGUUGGAAGACGAACUCAUCUCUGGCCGUGUCCUACUCAUUGACUGACAUCUGCAGGUCCUCUUGGAGAACUUUGAGACAGAGAUAUGAGCUCAUAUCCUCAUCGACCACGGUAGAUCCACAUCCUAGCAUUGCCGCUCCCAAAGUUGACAGCGCCCUGAACCAUUCGAUUGUCGACUCUGUCGACCCGCCAAACAAUAUCACUAGCGAGGACAUGAGACCUGCGAUCCUUGGCUCUGAGGCUCAACUCAGUGCAACACAGGGGCCGAGUGCUUCAGUGGAUCGAAAGCAAAAGAAGAACGACACUGCCAUCCUACCCGACGAUUUCAUUUCCAAGAACCAGGGGCCUGCAACUUCGGCCUUGGCCUCACGCUUAGCAGCCCACUGGGAUUCAAGCAGUACGAUGAACGAAAAGCAGCAGGACACUGAUAAUGCCCGCUUAUCAAGAGAUUUUGAUUACAGAAAGCAAAGUCCGCGCCAUCCACUCCCACUUCUCACUCUAAGUUCAUUCGCGAUCAAGAGGCUGCAGUGCACGGAAACCAAGGACGCAUCGAUGCUGGUCAUCAGCGAGGAGAUAUUUCUCACAAUUCAGCUGAGCCAGCGAUACCCGCUUCUGUUUCCAGAUCUGAACCCCCGUCUGGAACCACGAACUGCGCUGUACAGAGAACAGUCGCAUGCCAGGAAAGAAAGCCUCGCGACUUCUAGCCGUGUCCCUCAUUUGACCGCCUCCCAGGAUAUCAAGGCCGCAUCCACAUUAUAA
Molecule: messenger RNA, 846 nt
Organism: Gamsiella multidivaricata
Lineage: Eukaryota; Fungi; Mortierellomycota; Mortierellomycetes; Mortierellales; Mortierellaceae
Exons: 3
Coding region: 1-846 (281 amino acids)
Source: RefSeq, a predicted model, not a curated record